UUGAUAAGGAUCCACUCAAGAAAUUCACAACUAGGUUGGACUCGUCAAAAAGUGUUUCACCUAAUGAUUGGCUCUUCUAAUAUGGGUUACUUCAUUUAUCUUGUAUUAACUCCUCUUGCUACUUGCAUGGGUUGGCCAUGUUGGUCUAACUCUUGUGGUUUUAUCUUCAUGGCAUUCCCGAAAAUUCUGUUUUUUGCGGCGUUUCUUCUACUUUUAUCAUUCUGGGUUGACCUUUGCCAUCAGGCAAACGAUGAGGAUGAUGAGGAUGAAGAAAGCAGUUUUCAGGAAGGUUUAUUAGAUAAGACCUCAAAUAAACCAAGUUCAUCAAACACAGAUGGUCAUAGAAAGUUUUUUCCCCUCCGCUUUCUUCAUGUUAGAAGCCGCCAGAAGAUUGUGAUAUUGGUUACUGUGCUAGUUUUUGUUGUAAUGGUGAUAUGUGCUGUAAUAAUCGGGAUUGAGGUGGGAAAGAAUCCUAUUGAUUCUGCAGUUGUGGCUCGGGUGUAUGUAGCCUUUUUUGCCAUAGCAAUACUUUUAUUAGGAGGAGCAUUAGCAUGUUAUGGACUUCUGUUAUGCUUGAAAAUGAGCAAAGUUAGAUCUGAGCGAGCUUCAUCUGAAAUGUGGAAGGUUGCAGGUUUAGCUGUUGUUUCUGUGCUCUGUUUCACUUCAAGUUCUUUUGUAGCUCUUUUAACUGAUGUUCCGAUGCUAUAUUACUGGUGUCGGCCGCGUGUAAAUGUUAUUUAUACUUCUCUGUUCCUGAUUUUGUAUUAUUUUAUAGGUUCAUCGAUACCCUCAGCCUUUAUAUUAUGGAGCAUGAGAGAACUACCACCAUCAGUAGCAGCUAACAUGCAAGAAGCAAGUACAAUAACUUUCAUCGCCGAUGGUACGGCAACAGUGCAACAUUCUCAGCGCUGGACAACUGCAAUGAGCUUGCAGAAUCAGAUAUCAAGAGGAAGUCCUAUAUAAUUGCCUUUCUGAAUGCAAAUGAGUGCUCCUUUCUGCCAAAUUAAGGAAGAAGGCUGGAAUUUCUUAACAAUAUGGAGAAUGGUUCGGUUUUUCCACUGACACAGGACAAUGGGAGGCUGCUCAGUUACAUCCUUGGCCAAUGGUCCUAAUAUCAUAGAGGUAAUGCUGAGAGGGAUGAAGUACAGCCGCAAGGUUGCCAUUUGCUAUGGUUUUGACAUUCUUGUGUAAAUAGUUAUAGGAUGCUGAGUGAAGGAUUUUCCUUUCCCCAUAUAUAAACACAGCAGUGAUAAAGCUGAUUUUUUUUCCCACUUAUGAGAAUCAAAUGCCUUUGUUUCGUUUUUCCAA
This is a messenger RNA of Corylus avellana, 1308 nucleotides long. The record is from RefSeq and is a predicted model, not a curated record. Lineage: Eukaryota; Viridiplantae; Streptophyta; Magnoliopsida; Fagales; Betulaceae.